This is a messenger RNA of Entrophospora sp. SA101, 441 nucleotides long. The record is from the annotation of a GenBank genome assembly. Lineage: Eukaryota; Fungi; Glomeromycota; Glomeromycetes; Entrophosporales; Entrophosporaceae.
GAAGCCUAUGAUCUUUUAACUGAUAAGGAUAACCCAUCGGGUCCGGAUGGAGGUCAGCCCCGAAUGGAGAAAUGUUCUUAUUGCGAAAAAGAAUAUGAUUUUGACCGAGAAAAAUAUAAAGAACAUAAAAAAGACGAGAAAGAAAAUAUUCCCGAGACCCAGCAAGACGAAUACCCAGACCACAGAAAUGGGGGAAAAGGAACAGAGAAAGACGACUUAGACAACAAUUCUAAAUCUGGUUCUGACGACAACUCCAAUAACAUUCCUAACCAAAGGGGAGAAAAUAAUAACGAAUUGCCCCCAGAUAUCCAAGAAAUUGCUAACCUUUCGCUCCCCCAAGCUAAGCAAAAAGCCGAGCAAGAAAUUGAAAAAUUACUAAAAGACAAUGCUAUCUCGGGACAGCAAUUAGACACGAAAAACUUCGGCGAAAGUAAUAAUUGA